Messenger RNA from Sphenostylis stenocarpa, 702 nucleotides. NCBI's taxonomy places the organism in Eukaryota, Viridiplantae, Streptophyta, Magnoliopsida, Fabales, Fabaceae. The record is from the annotation of a GenBank genome assembly.
AUGACAUUCAACUGGGAAGCUCGUAGGGAUGUAUCAAUAGGUGUGGCCAGAGUGCUUGCCUUUCUCCAUGAGGAACUUCAACCCCAUAUUGUGCACAGAGAUAUCAAAUCCAGCAAUGUUCUUCUUGAUCGAAAUUUCACACCCAAAGUCUCAGAUUUUGGUCUGGCCAAGCUACUAAGAGAUGAAAAAUCCCAUAUCAGUACCCAAGUUGCAGGCACAUUGGGUUAUCUUGCUCCAGAGUAUGCCACUUCUGGCCACCUGACCCGAAAAUCAGAUGUUUAUAGCUUUGGGGUACUUCUUCUAGAAAUUGUCAGUGGCCAAAAAGCAUUAGAUAAUCAUCAAAAUGUGGAACGUUUCAUAGUUGAGAAGUCUUGGGCAGCCUACGAGGGUAAUGAUCUGUUGAGAAUGGUGGAUCCAGUGCUGAACAUGAACUAUCCCGUGGAAGAAGCCAAACGGUUCCUAAUGGUGGGGCUUUGUUGUGUGCAAGAAACUGCUAAGCUCAGGCCACGAAUGUCAGAGGUUGUUGAGAUGUUAAGCAAAAAUAUUGAGAUGGGAGAGUUUCAUAUUUCACAACCAGGAGUUGUGAAUGAUAUGAGGAACCCCAGAAUGGGGAGGCAAAUGAAUUCAUCAGAAUCAAGUGCUACGGCAGCAUCCUUUGCAGACUCCUCCGAGUGGAAUACUACCACCAAUCUUGCUCGUUAG